AUGCGAACGCGAAGAUUCCAGAAGCCAUCUGAGAACCUCAAUUGGCUUCAAAGCAGCCUUCCUGAGGCGGCUUUCCUUCUUGAAUGUUGUUGGUGCAUCCGCCGACAUCGUGCCGAAAUACACACAACACUGGACGGUCCCGGACGACCCUCAUUGUGGAAUGUGGAAUGGCUGACUGAUACUUUGGGUCGGAUUGCGUUCUAA
Protopolystoma xenopodis is the source of this 204-nucleotide messenger RNA. NCBI's taxonomy places the organism in Eukaryota, Metazoa, Platyhelminthes, Monogenea, Polystomatidea, Polystomatidae. The record is from the annotation of a GenBank genome assembly.